CACUCAAACCCAAGCCUCCCAUUCGCUCCUUCUCCAGAAGUCUCUGCGUGUGAAAUGCGGACUGCUCUCAGAAACUCCAGCCACGAAUCCCUCCUCUCAUGGGCUCUCUCACUAUAAGCUCCACUGUUACCUCUCUCAAUCUCAUCCCCACAACCCACAAUAAUAACUACCUCGUCUUCAAAUUCUCAUAUCGCAAUAAGUUCAAAAGCUCUCCAGUUUGCUUCUCCUGUAACACCCCUUCGAAUCCAAUAAACCCAAGAUCAAGAUUCAGUAAUGUUAGGUUUAAUCUUAACCCAUUAGUGUUUGUGAUUCCAAUAUUGCAAAACAUCAAAGGUAUAGCUUAUAGACAAACCAAGAGAUGGGUCUCGCAGUUACAUGCGUACUCUGCCGAAGCAGAGACUGCACUGAACGAGUACAGCGGCAGUUGCUUGCAAAACGGGACGUUUGGGGUUGCGUUGUUGAGUGUGACGACGAAUGCUAAGGUCCGGAUUAGCCCCUUCGUGGCGACGUUGGCUGCGAACCCGACGUUCGUAUCGGGGCUAGUGGCAUGGAUGGCGGCGCAAUCGAUAAAGAUUAUAUUGAAUUUCUUUGUCGAGAGAAAAUGGGAUUUGAGAUUACUCUUUGCCUCUGGAGGAAUGCCUUCCUCGCAUUCCGCUUUGUGUACGGCUUUGACGACGUCAGUGGCGCUUUGUCAUGGAGUGGCCGAUUCCUUGUUUCCAGUGUGUUUAGGGUUUAGCUUGAUUGUUAUGUACGAUGCUAUUGGAGUAAGGCGGCAUGCUGGAAUGCAAGCCGAGGUGCUCAACGUGAUCAUUGAGGACUUGUUUCAGGGGCACCCUAUCAGUCAAAGAAAGCUCAAAGAGCUUCUCGGUCACACCCCAUCACAAGUUCUCGCCGGAGCUUUGCUUGGCAUGAUAAUCGCUUAUAUGUGCUGUCAAGGUUGCUUAGCUGCAACCUGAGGAGCUGCUUAUCCAGCAUUCUUGUAUGUCACAAUAAGUCUCAUUUCUCAACUACCCUGCUUUGUUUCUAUGGACUGCAGAGAGAGUUAUUGCCAUUCCAUGAUUUGACUCUCUUUCUUCUAAAAAUCUUUCGCCACCAUGUGUUAAUUGGUCCGGCUGUAUAGACUAUUAUUAAGAAAAAAACUAGCUGUCUCGCUUCCCUCUACACUUUCCAAACAAAAAUUUCCAGAGGAAGGGGAAGGGGUGGAGGACAUUGUCGAGCCUCUUGCCUUUCUUCUUCCUCCACAGAUGUAGAUCUACUCUCAUAUCUUUGUUUUGUGUUGAAGAAAGUUAUGAUCCAAGUUUUCUUUCA
Tripterygium wilfordii is the source of this 1308-nucleotide messenger RNA. RefSeq lists its product as uncharacterized. NCBI's taxonomy places the organism in Eukaryota, Viridiplantae, Streptophyta, Magnoliopsida, Celastrales, Celastraceae. The transcript is spliced from 2 exons. The record is from RefSeq and is a predicted model, not a curated record. Bases 99 to 956 code for a protein of 285 amino acids.